UUGUGAUCGUUUUAACAACAACAUUUUCACAAAAACAGAGCAAACCUCAAUGGAAGCUGCAAUCAAGGUUGAAUGUGAAGCUCAACCCUCAAGCUCUUCUCAUUCUCAUUCACCUUCUUCCAGAGCUAAUGAAAGCAAAAGAAAGGUGGUUAAUGAUGAGAAGCAUCUAACUUAUAGAGGAGUAAGAAUGCGUCAAUGGGGGAAAUGGGUUUCGGAAAUAAGAGAGCCCAGGAAGAAAUCGAGAAUUUGGUUAGGGACUUAUGCAACUCCUGAAAUGGCUGCUCGAGCUCAUGAUGUUGCCGCUCUUGCAAUUAAAGGCCACUCGGCUCACCUAAAUUUCCCGGAAUUAGUUCACCAGCUUCCCCGUCCGGCCAGUUCAUCGCCCAAGGACAUACAAAUUGCUGCUGCAAAAGCAGCUGCUUUAACCUACCCCAUACCCCAUGCCCAUCAACUUGAACAUCCACUCUCCCCAGAGAGUACUGUGGCUUCUCAAGAAUCCUCAACCUCAUUAUUAUAUAAUAAUAAUUAUGAAGAUGAUGCAUUCUUUGGCCUUCCCGAUCUCUCACUUGAUGGAAUUCAUCAAAUUGAUGAGGUUUGGGACUCUUUUGCAUGGCAGCUAACCCAAGCCGAACCUGUUGAUUAUGGAUUCUGGAGGAGUUAUCCCAGCACAAUCUACCGCUGCAGUCACAGGUAAAUCAUGGCAACGGUAAUGAGAUGAGAAAUUAAGUUCAAGUUUGAAUGUUCGAUUACUGUUUAGACUCUGUAUUAAGUAAUUUUGCUUCUUGUUCAAAUAUUUGAUAUGACCGUACAAUAUUGUACAUAUAUGUAAAAGAUAUAUAUGACAAAUUUAAUACGUUUUAGGUUUAUGUUUCUAUUUGUCGCAAUUAUCCAGAUGGGUUAGGUUUCUUAUCUUUUAUGGAUUUCAAACUCUUUUAAUUUAAUUUUCCAAGACCUAGUAGUAAUACUGUACUGAUGACAAUUACUGCAAGGAAAUAUAUCAGCAAUCAGCAUGAGUUUGACA
This is a messenger RNA of Pistacia vera, 1021 nucleotides long. RefSeq names its product ethylene-responsive transcription factor ERF039-like. Gene Ontology annotation, biological process: regulation of DNA-templated transcription. The transcript is spliced from 2 exons. The record is from RefSeq and is a predicted model, not a curated record. NCBI's taxonomy places the organism in Eukaryota, Viridiplantae, Streptophyta, Magnoliopsida, Sapindales, Anacardiaceae. Gene Ontology annotation, molecular function: DNA binding; DNA-binding transcription factor activity. The coding region runs from base 50 to 694 and encodes 214 amino acids.